Molecule: messenger RNA, 1715 nt
Organism: Thlaspi arvense
Lineage: Eukaryota; Viridiplantae; Streptophyta; Magnoliopsida; Brassicales; Brassicaceae
Source: the annotation of a GenBank genome assembly
GAUCGAUCGAAUUCAAACCCUUAUAUACGCCUCUCUUUCUAUAUAACUGUCUCUUUAUAUUCCCACUCCUUUCUCCUCCUCCUUCUGUCUCUCAAGUUCUAUAUAUGUUCAUAUUUAUUUCUUUCAUUUUAUCAUCUAAUUCUAGCUAGGAAGUAGAUAUGGCUCCUGUCUCAAUGCCUCCUGGUUUCCGGUUUCAUCCAACAGACGAAGAGCUUGUUAUAUACUACCUCAAACGAAAGAUUAAUGGUCGGACGAUCGAAUUAGAGAUAAUUCCAGAGAUUGAUCUUUACAAAUGCGAGCCUUGGGAUUUACCCGGGAAGUCCUUGCUCCCAAGUAAAGACCUAGAAUGGUUUUUCUUCAGUCCACGAGACCGGAAAUAUCCCAACGGAUCAAGAACUAACCGGGCGACAAAAGCCGGUUACUGGAAAGCCACAGGGAAAGAUCGUAAGGUUACUUCACAUUCACGGACUGUCGGAACAAAGAAAACGUUAGUUUAUUACCGAGGAAGAGCACCUCAUGGGUCUCGUACCGAUUGGGUCAUGCAUGAGUACCGUCUCGAAGAGCAAGAAUGUGACUCUAAAUCCGGCAUACAGGAUGCGUAUGCACUAUGUCGAGUAUUCAAGAAGAGUGCUUUAGCAAACAAGCUAGAAGAACAACAACAACAUCAUGUCGUGAAGAGGAACAAAGCAACGACUAAUAGUGAACAAUCUACUUCUACUACUUGUUUGUACUCCGAUGGAAUGUAUGAAAACCUAGAAAACUCGGGAUAUCCGGUCUCACCCGAUACAGGACUAACUCAACUCGGUAACAUUUCUUCGUCGGAUAUGGAAACGGUAGAGAACAAAUGGAGUCAGUUUAUGUCACAUGACACGUCGUCCUUCAACUUUCCAGUCCAGUCACAGUUUUGUUCUCAAUAUGGAUCAAUAUCAUAUCCUCCCUCAAAGGUUGAGAUAGCGUUAGAGUGUGCAAGACUGCAAAAUCGCAUGUUGCCACCGGCGCCACCACUUCACGUACAAGAUCUCACACAUGGCGAAUAUAUGGGAAACAAUGUAGUUAAUGAAACAGAUGAAGUGUUGAGCAAGAUCAUAGCACUGGCUCAAGCUUCCCACGAGCCACAGAACGGUCUAGACUCGUGGGAAGUUGCUUCUGGUUCCGCAAACUUCCAUGGAGACUUUAACUAUUCGGUUGAUAAAACCUCAGGUUCAUGGGUAGAGGCGAACAUGAACGCUGUAGAUAUGCAAGAACAUAUUGGGAGGUUUAAGGAAGAAAGAAUUGUUGAGAACUUGAGAUGGGUAGGAGUGUCAAGCAAGGAACUAGAAAAGAGUUUCAUUGAAGAACACUCAACGGUAGUUCCUAUAAAUGAUAUUUGGAGUUACCGUAGGGAUGAUCAAGAACAUAUACUUCAAGAUGGUGUGGGAGUUAACAGAAAUAAUGAUGUGGAUGAUGUUUACACACUUGAGUUCUCUGAAAGCGAGCACAACGAGAAUGUAUCGGACAAAAUAAACAACAGUGAUCAUGACACAACGAGUUCCCCACGUUUUGAGAUGAUUAAGAAAGUUGAGGUUAGCCAUGGAAUGUUUGUUACAACUCGUCAGAACAAAGAGAAAGGGAUGGUUGAUGAACAAUGUUUGAGAGCCCAAGAUAGUUUCAUGUUGAAGAAGUUGGGGCUUUCUCUUGCUAUUAUCUUAGCUGUUUCGACCAUGUGUCUUAUUUAA